Messenger RNA from Darwinula stevensoni, 574 nucleotides. NCBI's taxonomy places the organism in Eukaryota, Metazoa, Arthropoda, Ostracoda, Podocopida, Darwinulidae. The record is from the annotation of a GenBank genome assembly.
AUGCCAGACCCGCAAUGGCUGGGGCUGGGGCUGGGAUUCGCCCUGGGCGUCAUCGUCAGGCGACACUGGUUCCGGGAAUCCUCUCGAGGGGGGAAUCCACUCAUCCAUCGGGACGGGUGCCUCGUGCAUCUCCUGGACGCCUUGGAUCGCCUUCGGGGCGCUCGAGCGGGUGUCCGAGAGGGCACCCUCCAGAAGAUGCGAGAGGAGGCUUGCGAACGACAACGACUACGAGCCAAGCUAGACCGAGUGAAAUGGCUGGAAAUCCAGCUGGUAAAGCUAAAGCGAGCCGGACGUAGACACGAGGAGAGUCCGUCCGUCUGCGUGAAGCAAUUGAGGUCCCGCCUGGCGGAGGCGAGGGACGCCUUCCGUCUCCUCUCGGCAGCCUUAAGAGACUCCACCGUCUUCCCCGACUUCCCCUAUCACUACUUGGAGGAGCUGAUGCAGAUGGAGGAGGACUGCCUGGCCGAGUACGAGCAAUCGAUGAACGAGGAACAGCCACGGGGCGAGAAGGGGCGAUGACGAGAACCAGGCUACCGAUACCUUUUGUCAUGCUUCUCUCGAAAAGGCACAGUCG